This is a messenger RNA of Eruca vesicaria subsp. sativa (arugula), 465 nucleotides long. NCBI's taxonomy places the organism in Eukaryota, Viridiplantae, Streptophyta, Magnoliopsida, Brassicales, Brassicaceae. The record is from the annotation of a GenBank genome assembly.
AUGAUUACUUGCUGCUGUGUGGAUCUUCAUUUGAUUGGAGGCUUGGUUCCUCUUCUCGGGUUUCUUAAGAACUUUCAUGCUAAUAUCCGAGCCAAAGCUGCUGAUGUUAUAUCAGGGCAGCGGAAGAAGAGAACUAACAGUGGAGCAAAUAAGUUGUUCAAGAAAGUGAAAGAAAGAGCUAAGAAGAUCAAGAACAGUCCUACCAAACUUGGUCAUGGUUAUUACAACGAUCAUGAUGUGUAUGAAGAAGAAUGUGGCAAGAAAGAAUCAGAGUGGCACGUGUAUACUCACUGCAGUGUAACUGUUCAACCUGAGUCACUGUGUCAUCCCGGGGAAGCUAAUUUUCAGGUACUGCUGAAGAUUUCCACCAAAGAACAAAAAGAUUUCCCAUUGGUGACUUCGGAUUAUACCAAACGUCAGGAACCUAGCCACUACGAGAUACUUUUUAUGGACACGAGAGGAUAG